Stomoxys calcitrans (stable fly) is the source of this 1764-nucleotide messenger RNA. RefSeq lists its product as uncharacterized. NCBI's taxonomy places the organism in Eukaryota, Metazoa, Arthropoda, Insecta, Diptera, Muscidae. The coding region runs from base 46 to 1764 and encodes 572 amino acids. The transcript is spliced from 4 exons. The record is from RefSeq and is a predicted model, not a curated record.
UACUCGACAUAAGAUCGUUUUUAGAUUUAGAAUUUAGCAAUAAAUAUGCAUAAACAACUGUACGAACAUUUAUUUAUGUUGCUGAUUGUGCUUGGAUUGUUAUUUGAAUGUAAAAGCGGGCAAUUACCUCCGGACAUACAAAAAUGUAAGGUCAACGAUAAUGUUUGUGUGGCGAAUAAAAUAAGGGAAUUAUUUCAAAAAUUCCCCAACGGUAAUCCUCAGUUUGGUAUGCCAAACGUAUCUGCCAUAAAUCUGACCAAUGUAACUGUGUCACGUGCCAAAAGCGAUUCGCCCAUACAGCUAAAUUUCAAGUUUUUGAAAUUAACAUGUUACGGCUUGGAAAACUCGAUUAUUGUCAAUACUACAGGAUGGUCGAAGGAACCCAAAAUAAUUGAUGGAGAGAUUUAUGUGCCACUUAUGAAGAUCGUGGGCGAUUAUGAGACAAAUGGUAAAAUUUUACUCUUAUCUCUGGAUGGCAAAGGCAAGGGAACUUUUGAGAUGACCGACUGCAUCUUCCAUAUGAAGGGACGCUUGAGUUUUGAAAAGAGAAAAGAUGGUAAAAAUUAUGCCAAGUUGGAGAAACUAAAAGUGGAUAUGAAGCCUAAAAAGUUCUUUGUAAACAUGGAAAAUUUGGUAAGAGGCAGUCAGGUGCUUACAGAUACCUUGAACAAAGUUCUUAAUGACAACUGGAGAGAUGUCUGGAAUGAAAUGAGUGAUGGCAUAAACACUGCCCUAGCCAGCGUGUACACCAAUAUUACAUCUGGAGUGCUUAAUGAACUUUCUUAUGAUGACUUUUAUCUCAAGUCUAUAGUAACAGUUGGUAGAGUUACGAUGUCCAAGGCAUUGCUGGCAGUCUCUUUGAAAAUCUUGGUGAACAUCAUCAUGCAACAAUUGGUGAUUGUGCAAAGCAUUAUUGUGGAGAGAAAUUUGCAUUCGUAUUAUCGUUUGCCCAUAGCUGCAGUGCGUCGUAGUAAUACUUCGGAGGAAUACUUUGUACUUCAGUGUCCCUUCAAGUCUUCACUGAAUAUACCCAAGCCAGAGGAUAUGGAAAUCUGUGAAAUAAUAGGCAAAUACCAGAAUCACAGAGAGCAAGAGCAAACACCUGCCCGAAAAACUUUGUCAGAAGAGAAGUACGGUUCUAGGGUCAAAGCCGAGCAUCGUCUACUAAAGCCUCCAAAGGAAGUAAAAUGGAUUAAGAUUAAAAAAAGAAAUCCUCAAAAAGUGUAUCUAAAACCCUAUAAAAGAAAAGAUUAUUAUAAGAGGCCAAAGACUGAGAUUAAAGAACAAUAUAAAGCCACCAAUGUGCGAGUGUUUCUGAACAGCCCUAAAUCCUUGGCACCCGAAAAAUUCAACUUAAACAGGGAGUUAGAAGAUUCGCUGCCCUUUAGUUCAUCCUUAAAACCUAAAAUAGUAAAACAACCCGAACAACACUUGGAACAUAAUGAUUCCAAGGAAAAAUCUAAUGAUUCCGAAACAAAAUCAGAACACCAUCAACAAGUGAGCAACAGCCCUUUAAAGUAUCUGGGCACUAAAGAUGCACUAAAUAAACUGCAAAAGCAACGCCACAGUCAAACAUUCAGUGGGGCACCCGAAAAAAGUGAAAAGUUUUUUGUGGAAUCCAAUAAAUAUAAAAAAGGCUUCAAGACAAAAGGCUAUCAAAAUAUGUACCAUCGUGAUGAAAUCUAUCAGGAUCAUAUAUUCUAUGAUGAUUUGGAGCAAAAAGGAAAAUAUGAUGUUUAUAAGAAAUCAAAGAUACUAUUUUAA